Molecule: messenger RNA, 1770 nt
Organism: Mesorhabditis spiculigera
Lineage: Eukaryota; Metazoa; Nematoda; Chromadorea; Rhabditida; Rhabditidae
Source: the annotation of a GenBank genome assembly
AUGGUGGCGGGGGCUGAGCGGAGGUAUCCACGCGGAACUGUUCGAGCUCUCAGUGGACGGGAGCAAAUAGGUGCUCGUCGAGCCGCGACUACUCUAUGUCACACGUCCAAACGGAGUACUAUUGACGACAGUACGCGAGUCACCGCCACAACUGCCGCCGGCCGCUCCGUCGUCGAGUCCAAACUAUCCAGCGGCUCAAAAGUCGAGCGUAUCUCCGAGUGCUUCGUCUUCUGGCGGGACGCGACGCAACGGACGUUGGCCGUGAAUACAUUGUCGAGCCGUGAUGCCGCCGCGUUUGUAGCUGCCGCCUCGCCCCUUGAUUCCGUCCAUUCGAGUACCGCUGGUUUAUUCCAGUCACUCUCCGCGCUCCUUGGGCCCCGUGCCCUCAGCCACUCAAUAUUGGACUGCCCGCUGCCAUCCGUCUACGUCGCCUUUGCCAAUUUGUACAACUUUAGAAUGUGGCGUAAAUCGAGUGAUGUCCGUGCCAUCGACCUGAAGGCGUUGGCCGGUGGAGCAGUACGGAUUGGAGGCCCUGAUGCCCUAACCCCCGUGAUCCAAUCCCCGAUCGGCGAGCAGAACCCAAUGAUAUCCUCCACAAUGUCAAAUGAAAAGCUCGGCGUCGAUGCCCAGCUGUUCGAGCUGAGGAAGGAGGAUGGGAGGUGGAGGAUGAGGUUGAGAGAUGAGUAUGAGGUGGAGAAGAAGAAUGGACGACUGGGGCUCACUAUCUACGCUCAUACUGAUAAUGGAGUCAUCAAGGCUGAGGUUCGCGGUGUCGCCUCAUUCUGCCCAGGUGGCCCAAGUGUCGGUGAUUGGGUGGUGGCUGUAGAUGGACUCCUCAUUGAGGAUGCGGCAUCUGCGGCAGAAGUUGAACGACUUCUCCGAGAUGGCCGAAGAAUCAGGCUGCGCCGUCGUCAACUCGCCGGCGAAUUUGAAUCCCUACCACAGCCAACAACUUCGGCACCGCUGCGACUCGAGAAGAUACAAGAGGCAUUCCUCGACAGCCUAGAAGAAGCCAUCGGCGACACCGACAAGGACACGGCCACCAAGGAACAAGUUCGGGACGCCGUGAUUCGGGCUGCCAACUGUUCUGGGGCCCAGCACUGCUCCUAUGAGUCGCGCAUGAUCAAGCCCGUCCAACGAAUCGUCCAGUACCCGUUGUUACUACGUACGGUGGCGGCGGGAUGUGAACGCGGAAGUUUGGAAGCUAGACAGGUAGAAACAGCGCUCCAAAAGAUGCAAACCCUCGCCGAAUACGUGAACGAGAUGCAGCGAAUCCACGAGCAGUUCAGCCCGCAUAUUGACGCCGUGCGCAAGAGUCACGCUGAUAUGUUGAGGGAUAAGGGUCUUCGCAUCGAUGUCCGUGAUCUGCUCAUCUUUGCCCACAUACGGUGGCUAAACUCGGAUCCGAAGGGAUCACAGGAAUACGUGGUGUUCGUCUUCUCGUCGCUGAUCUUGCUGCUGCCAAGCGUCGCCCGCCCCAACACAAAAGCCAAGCAUUUCCGAGUGCUUCCGAUUGUCGAGGUGGAGGUGGUGGAGGGGCCACGAGCGGCUGAUGGCGCGGCGAAGAGCCUUGAGGCAGCCCUGCAAGAUGGCACCCUCUACAGAAUCGCUUGCUGCCAACAGCUUCUAAAGCAACAGCUAGUCAAAAGCAUCCGAAAAGCCAGGACAACUUAUAUGAAAGAGCAAAAGCGCCCCCUCUCCGGCUCAUCCCAAAGCGACGCGGGCUACGCCAGCGAGCCCGGCAAGGAACGGGCCGGCAGUACAAAUUCU